AUGGACUGCCUUCCUAUUCCUUUCGUCUGCUUCCAGUGCGGUACCGAUCAAAACCCUUGCCACUGCAAAGUCGUUGGCCCUACCAUUGGCUUCGCCAGCGCCAUUGUCCUCGCAAUCGUCUGCUGGCCUGCCUCGCUCUUCUGUGGCUGCUGUGCGACUGAAACCGGAAAGAAAAUGCUUGCAACUCCGGCCGAUCUCAGUGGUUCAAUCAGCAACGCUAUACCGUUCUAG
Molecule: messenger RNA, 231 nt
Organism: Aureobasidium namibiae CBS 147.97
Lineage: Eukaryota; Fungi; Ascomycota; Dothideomycetes; Dothideales; Saccotheciaceae
Exons: 4
Coding region: 1-231 (76 amino acids)
Source: RefSeq, a predicted model, not a curated record